AUGUAUAAUUCAUUGUUUGCUUUUACCUCUUUGGGUGGUAAAGUAGACAAGUCUGUUAAUAAUGGUACAGGACCAUAUGUUUUCCGUCUCAAUGGCCAGAAUUAUCAUAGGAUUGGGUCACUGCUUCCUAUUGAAGGAGAAAAACCUACAUUCGCUCAACUCUAUAUCUAUGAUACAGAUAAUGAAAUAGGACAUAGAAUUGAUGCAGUGGUCAAGAAGUAUAAGAAACAUGAAGUAGAUCCUGAUAUUGUUGUUGGAUUAUUGGAAAUGUUAGAUAAUUGUAAUGAAUUGGUGAAAGCAUUUAGGAUGGCAAGGGAUAGAUUUACUGAAUCUGAAAUGCGAAAUGUCAAAAUUCGCUUGAUUGGGACACGCAAUCCAAAUGGAAGACAAUAUAACCUCCCUACAUUAUCUGAGGUUGCUGCUGUUAUUGUUGGGGAUUUUAAUGUUGAAAGCUCCAAUCGUGAUAUCAUAGUUGAAAAUAAAUCGUCAGGCUUGCAACGAAUAAGUGAGCUUCAUCCAAGUUUUAUGUCAUUGCAAUAUCCUUUACUUUUUCCAUAUGGCGAAGAUGGUUUCAUGAAGAAUAUAAGUUAUAGAAGUAAUGGUGAAGGGAAAGUAAGGAAAAGAGGAGCUGUUACCAUGAGAGAAUAUUAUGCUUUUAGACUUCAACAGCGUGCUAAUGAGGGGCAAACAUUGAUACUUGGCGGGAGGUUGUUUCAGCAAUUUAUUGUAAAUGCAUACACGUGUAUUGAGGAAGCACGUCUUCGAUAUAUUCGUGACCAUCAGAAUGACUUUAGAAUAGAGAUUUUAAGUGGUCUAAUGGAUGCCAUACUUGGUGGAGAUACAGACGCAACAACAGUUGGAAAACGUGUGAUAUUGCCUUCUUCAUUUACAGGUGGUCCAAGAUAUAUGGCACAAAAUUAUCAAGAUGCAAUGGCAAUAUGCAGAUGGGCUGGAUAUCUAGAUCUUUUUAUAACCUUCACCUGCAAUCCUAAGUGGCCAGAAAUUAGUUUGUUUUUGGACUCUAUUCCUAAUCAGAAAGCUGAAGACCGACCUGAUAUUGUAGCAAGAGUGUUCAAAAUAAAGUUGGAUCAACUACUGCAUGAUCUCACCCAUGGAAAGCACUUUGGAAGAGUAAUUGCAGUUGUGUAUACUAUUGAAUUCCAAAAAAGAGGCCUGCCACAUGCACAUAUUCUUCUUUUCCUUCAUCCUAAAGACAAAUGCCCAACUCCUACACAUAUUGAUAGUAUAAUCAAAGCUGAAAUACCAAAUUCAUGUACAGACCCAGUAGCUUAUGAAGCUGUGAAACUAUAUAUGAUGCACGGACCAUGUGGACUUGCUAACAUGACAUCUCCUUGCAUGAUCAAUGGUAAAUGUUCAGAGCAUUUUCCAAAAAGCUUUUAUGCUGAAACAACUAUUGAUGAUGAUGGUUUUCCAAAUUAUCGAAGAAGAAACGAUGGAGAAACAAUAGAAAAAAAUGGAAUACUUUUGGAUAACCAAUAUGUUGUUCCUUACAACAUAGACCUCCUGUUCAAAUACCAAUCACAUAUAAAUGUUGAGUGGUGCAACCGGUCUCAAUCAAUCAAGUAUUUGUUUAAGUAUAUAAACAAAGGAUCAGAUAGAGCGACUAUUGUUUUACAAGAAAAUCCUUUAACAAAUAGUGGUGAUAAUUCUGAGAUUGUUGUUGAUGAAACAAAAGACUAUCUGGAUUGUAGGUAUAUUUCAGCAUCUGAAGCGUGUUGGAGGAUAUUUGAAUUUAAAAUUCAAUAUCGGAACCCAGCUGUUGAAAGGUUAAAUUUUCAUCUAGAAAAAAAGAAUACCGUAACAUUUCCAGAGUCUAUUAAUCUUAGGCAAUUAGUUCAUCGUCCUGGAAUUGAAAAUACCAUGUUCACAGAAUGGAUGAAGGCUAAUAAUUCUUUUGAAGAUGCUAGAGAGUUGACAUAUAUUGAUUUCCCUACAAAAUGGGUCUGGCAUAGUAAUGUUCAGAAUGGAGGCGAAGAAAAAAUGGAAAAUGUAUUGGGAGGAUUUAUUUUGCACAUCCUUCAAGUGGAGGCAUGUUAUGCACUUGGGCUUCUUGAUAAUGACAAGGAAUGGCAUGAUGCCAUAUUGGAAGCAUCCAAUUGGGCUUCUGGAAAACAACUACGUGAAUUGUUUGUGACUAUUUUGAUGCUUUGUGAAGUAGCUGAUCCAUCCAAUCUAUGGAAAUCACAUUGGAAAAUAUUCUCAGAAGACAUACUUCAUAUUCAAAGGCGUAUCUUGCAAUUUGAUGAGCUUAAAUUGUCAGAAACACAGUUGAAAAAUUAUGCCUUAUAUGAAAUUGAAAAAUUACUUCAACAAUUUGGGAGAUCUCUUGGAGACUAUCCACGAAUGCCACAACCUGAUAUGAAUUUGAUUCAAAAGAGUACAAAUAGGCUGAUUCAAGAAGAAACGUCGUACGACAUCUUAGCCUUAAAAAAAGAACAUGAAGUUCUUCUUGCUGGUUUGAAUAUUGACCAAAAAAAAAUUUAUGAUUCAGCAAUCUUGGCUGCUGUCAGAUCCCAAGAAAAAAUUGCUCUUGCUACUGCAACAUCAGGAAUUGCUGCUUUGUUACUCCCUGGAGGUAGAACUGCUCAUUCACGAUUUCAUAUACCAAUUAAUAUUUAUGAUGAAUCUACAUGUGAAAUUAAGCAAGGAACUCAAGUAGCUGAACUUUUGUUGAAAACAAGUGUUAUUUUAUGGGAUGAGGCACCUAUGGCACAUAGAAAUUGUUUAGAGGCACUUGAUCGCUCUCUUCGUGAUAUUUUACGUAUCCAAAAUCCUAAUUGUGCUAACAAACCAUUUGGAGGAAAGGUUGUGGUAUUAGGGGGAGAUUUUCGACAAAUACUACCUGUUGUCAAAAAAGGUAAAAGAGAAGAUAUUGUGCAUUCUGCAAUUAACAAAUCAUAUCUAUGGAAAGAAUGUCAAGUUUUCAAAUUACACACAAAUAUGAGGCUUCUGCAGAAUAGAUUAGACAAUUCAGAAUAUGCAUCAAUGAUGAAGUUUAGUGAGUGGAUUUUGAAGAUUGGAAAUGGUGAAAUGGGUGAAGGAGAUGGAGAGAAUUCAAUUAUUAUUCCAGCUGACUUAAUUAUCAAACAUACUGAAAAUCCAAUGGAAGAUAUUGUAAGAAGCACAUAUCCUGAUUUACAAAUGAAAAUCACAGAUCAUAGUUACUUACAAGAGAGAGCUAUACCUGCACCAACUAAUGAAGUUGUUGAAGAACUUAAUGAUUAUGUAGUAUCAUGUUUACAUGGUGAAGAGCAAACAUAUUUAAGUUCAGAUUCCAUAUGCAAAGCUUCCUCCAAUAUUGCUAACCAAGACGUUUUGUAUCCUGGUGAAUUCUUGAACACAUUAAGAUUUCCUGGAUUGCCAAAUCAUAAAUUAAAGUUGAAAUUAGGCUUGCCUAUCAUGUUGCUUCGAAAUCUAAACCAAAAUGCAGGUCUUUGUAAUGGAACAAGAUUGGUUAUUACUAAAUUGGGUACAUGGGUCAUAGAAGCAAAGAUCAUUACUGGUACCAAUAUUGGAGCACAUGUUUUUAUUCCAAGAAUCACAUUGUCUCCAAGUGAGUCAAAAUGGCCAUUCCUCUUGAAGAGACGACAGUUCCCAAUUUCAGUAUGUUUUGCAAUGACAAUUAAUAAGAGCCAAGGUCAAUCUCUGAAACAUGUUGGUGUGUAUCUCCCAAAUCCGGUUUUCAGCCAUGGACAAUUAUAUGUUGCAGUAUCUAGAGUUACAAGCAGAGAUGGCUUGAAGUUCCUCAUCAUCAACAAUGAAAUCAACAAAGAGUCGAAUACAAAAAAUAUUGUCUACAAAGAAGUAUUCACAGGCCUUGCUUAA
Molecule: messenger RNA, 3846 nt
Organism: Quercus lobata
Lineage: Eukaryota; Viridiplantae; Streptophyta; Magnoliopsida; Fagales; Fagaceae
Exons: 4
Coding region: 1-3846 (1281 amino acids)
Biological process (GO): DNA repair; telomere maintenance
Molecular function (GO): DNA helicase activity
Source: RefSeq, a predicted model, not a curated record